UCUCAAGCUAGCCGUAAUUGUCGCCAACUAUCGCAGCCUUCCGACAGAUGGUGAUUGUUAGUGAAAAUGGCCUCCCUAAAAAUAUGCUCGCAGAGCUCUAAACAAUGGGCGAGCUUGUCGUCGAUUGUGUUUACGCCCACGGCGUCGUACAGCACCGAAGUAAACAUCAACUCUCGGAUGUCGGCCUUUCGAAGAGGAACUGGAGGAAGAUCUAGCUUUAACGGAGUUGUAGCUACUGUUUUUGGAGCUAAUGGUCAUCUAGGUUCUGUUGUCUGCAAUAAGUUGGGUAAUACAGGCACCCAGCUAGUGCUACCUUACAGAGGGGACUUCUACGAUGUUGCACCACUGAAGAUGUGUGGAGACUUGGGCCAGGUCUACUUUACACCUUACAACCUUAAAGAUGAGAAUAGUAUCAGGAAAGCUCUGAAGCAUUCCAAUCUUGUCAUCAAUGUGGUUGGCAGGGAAUGGGAGACUCGGAAUUUUUCAUUUGAGGACAUCUAUGUGAAAGGUCCAAGAACUAUUGCACGUAUUGCUAAGGAAUGUGGCGUUGAAAGAAUGAUCCAUGUCUCAGCUUUAAAUGCAACUGAGAAACCUGAACCUCUUAUGCUUAAAGAAGGUUCAAAGUUUUUGUCUGCUAAAUGGAGAGGUGAACUAGCCGUUCGCGAGGAAUUUCCCGAAGCAGUUAUUUUCCGACCGUCGGAUAUCUAUGGUUCAGAGGAUCGAUUCGUUACUUAUUAUGCUGCAUUUUGGCGCCGUCAAGGUGCAGGUAUGCCGCUGUGGAAAAAGGGAGAACAUACCAUCAAACAACCCGUAUGUGUUGGGGACGUAGCUCAGGGAAUUUUGAAUGCUGCCAGAAACAUUGAUACCAAUGGGCAAAUUUAUCAAGCUAUUGGGCCUAAGCGAUAUCAACUUGGAGAGCUAGUUGAUUAUUUUUUCCGUGUUAUGCGUAAGGAUAAAGAAUGGGGCUAUUACCGUUACGAUUUGCGUUAUGCCCCUCUGUUCUGGUUAAAAGUCAAUUUAACAACAAAACUUCCAGGAUGGCCUAUCGCAAACCUUGGAUGGGAAAAACUUGAACGAGAACACGUUACCGAUUGUGUUGACAAUUCCCUGCCGACACUGGAAGACUUGGGGGUUACUUUGACGCGAAUUGAGGAUAGAGCCCCUUGGUUGUUGAAAAUGUAUCGUGCCCAUAAUUAUUACGACGAGGAAUUGGGAGAAUUUGAAAAACCUGCCCCCCCUCCUAUUGUUGCCUAAUCUAAAGGCUCUAAUAGUCACCCUGUUGGCUAUCGUGUACAUUUUUUUUUUCAUCCGAGUUGUUCAAACAGGUAGUCUAUAAACUGAAGAAAGGCCAAAA
Molecule: messenger RNA, 1354 nt
Organism: Daphnia pulicaria
Lineage: Eukaryota; Metazoa; Arthropoda; Branchiopoda; Diplostraca; Daphniidae
Gene: ND-39
Product: NADH dehydrogenase [ubiquinone] 1 alpha subcomplex subunit 9, mitochondrial-like
Exons: 7
Coding region: 67-1254 (395 amino acids)
Cellular component (GO): mitochondrion
Molecular function (GO): protein-containing complex binding
Source: RefSeq, a predicted model, not a curated record